AACGACUUCUUCGAUGGAUAUAAGGAAGCGGAAGAACGCCGGCGGCGAUGGCGACGGUGGCGCCGAUGGCGCGUCAGUUAAUGUCGGAGAUGAACCUGAUUCGUUUGGUGGUCGAAUAGGAUCUCCGAGGAGGAUAUUCUUGUUCUGCUUGGCGUUUCGUGUGGUAAAUGCAUUGUUGAUUCAGACUUAUUUCAAUCCUGACGAACAUUGGCAAUCACUUGAAGUAGCUCACCGCACCAUAUUUGGGUAUGGUUAUAUGACAUGGGAGUGGAAAAGAGGAAUACGAAGCUAUUUGCAUCCAAUGUUGUUCGCAUUCUUGUAUAAACUUCUACAAGUUACUGGCCUUGAUACUCCCUACAUAAUGAUCAAAGCCCCACGUCUUAUGCAAUCCAUAUUUUCAGCUAUUGGUGAUCUCUAUUUGUAUAAACUCUCUGAUGCUUUAUAUGGAGGAAAUGUUGCAACUUGGUCUGUAUCCUUUCUAUGCAGCAUACUAAGUUAAUUGCUUUACAUUUUUGAAUGAUAUGGCUAUGAAUUUAACCAAGAUUAAACCUUGGUUAAUAAAAAACAAACAUUAUCUACAAUAAUGGAGCCAACCCAUCAUUACACUACAUUUGAUGGUUCCCUACGCAAUGAUAGGUCGAUGUAACGGGAAGGGUGUUAGAUUAGAUAUCCUGAGCUUCAAUGAAAUACUUAGAUAAGUCUGUUAGUGGUUUCCUCUUAAUCUUUCUUGGUUUGUAUUUGCAUUUUAUUCUGGAUUGCUUCCUUAACUUUUUUAGUAGCUCUUUUGUCAAAUGGCAAACUGGUUCAUCUUCUUCUGUUUGAACCGUACCUUUUCAAACUGUUUGGAGACUGUUCUUACCAUCAUGGGGCUGUACUACUGGCCUUGUAUUAGAGAUUCUUCAAUAGACUAUCCCGUGAAUCGGAAGUGGGGUUUGGUCAUAGCGGCCCUAGCAUGUGCCAUAAGGCCAACUAGUGCAGUCAUAUGGUUAUACGUUGGGAUGCUCGAGCUAUUUUUGACACCUAAUAAGGUCAAAUUCAUCAUUCUAGAGGUGAUCCCGAUUGGAUCUUUGGUCCUCGGUUUCACCUGUUUGUUGGACCGUCUGAUGUACGGCUCGUGGGUCAUUGUGCCUCUCAAUUUUCUGAAGUUUAAUUUCCUUUCGUCUGGUGGAGACUAUUACGGAACUCACCCAUGGCACUGGUACUUCACCCAGGGAUUUCUUGUCAUGCUUUUCACUUUCACACCAUUCUCCAUUGCUGGAAUUAUCAAGUCUAAGAAUCAGAAGCUUUCAGCUCUUAUUCUAUGGGUCUUAGCAAUAUACAGCAUACUCGGCCAUAAGGAAUUCAGGUUUGUCCUGCCUGUGCUACCCAUAGCUUUGAUAUUCUCUGGGUAUGCAUUUGCUCAAAUGGAAGUAUCUGGUUCAUCAUCAUCAUCAUCAGUCACUAAAAAGAAGCAAGUCCCUCGACAGAACCAUACCAAGUGGUCUCCCAAACUAAGACUUUCAGUCUAUUUUUUGCUUGCUACCAAUAUUCCAAUGGCACUAUACAUGAGUUUAUUCCACCAGAGAGGAACUGAGGAUGCGAUGAAUUACUUAUCGGAUGAAGCAUACAAAGGCAGAGUAAAGAGCAUUCUCUUUCUCAUGCCGUGCCAUUCUACUCCCUAUUAUUCCACUCUCCAUCGUAACAUUCCAAUGCAAUUUCUCGACUGCACUCCAAGUGCAGAGAAGGGAGAACUUGAUGAGUCGGAUCAGUUCUUAGUAAACCCUUUAGGUUUUGCAUCAGAGUUAGCUAGAAACUGGUCAGAGCCGCCUAGUCAUAUUGUAUUGUUUGCAUCAGAAGAAACAAAACUCAGAGAUUUCAUGAUCCAACAUUCCUUUAAAGAGGUAAGGAGGUUUUUCCACGCGCAUUUCAAGGUAGAUCGAGAUCUUCAAUCCUCAGUGGUCGUCUAUGUUGUAAACCACGCAUUCCCAUAAGAGUACGCAACCUCAAGGUUUUUAUAAUCAUUAGAACCUCUCUGAACUCCUCUGUCUCACAAUCAAACAGUAUUUUGUACCUUAAGAGCCUAAUCUUGGUAUCUGUUUUAGUUCCAGUAUGUCCCGGUUAACAAUGAGUAUAGAUAGAACAGAGAUGUAAUUUGAGACUAGUUAAUUUCUAUGACGACAGAGAGUCUUAAUC
Messenger RNA from Arabidopsis thaliana (thale cress), 2172 nucleotides. RefSeq names its product Alg9-like mannosyltransferase family. Gene Ontology annotation, molecular function: glycosyltransferase activity. Bases 792 to 1970 code for a protein of 392 amino acids. Lineage: Eukaryota; Viridiplantae; Streptophyta; Magnoliopsida; Brassicales; Brassicaceae. Gene Ontology annotation, cellular component: endoplasmic reticulum membrane. The record is from RefSeq and is marked reviewed. The transcript has 8 exons.